AUGGUACAAGACUGGUCUCGGGAGGCGUUACCUCCGCGUCAAUCAUGGUCGGCUCAUCAAGGCCGGGAGGCCUUGCAGAGGCGAUACCCCGAGGCGCCGGAAGGUAACCGAUGCAUGUCCAUCGAGAAUGCGCUCAGUACACAUUGUGGUAUCUCGAGCAAGGUGUACUUCCUUGCGGUCAUGAAGGAUGAUGGAACUGUUUCCACAUUCAGCACUCCUGGACGCAACUUGGAUGCUAUGGAAGCUGAGUUUUUCAAUCGGCAAAGAUACCAGCAACUCAGUAACAACUUUGAGCUUGAUACCCAAUUGACCAUGCCAGUGCCCGAGGGGAACGCUUACUCGCGUUCUGGUUACGCCACUGCUCGAUAUCCCCCCAGUCGCUCACGUCUCACUGGACCCGACGAUGAUCACUCGCGGCCCACAAAGCGACCACGUGCUGUGCCUCGUCCGCCCCCGGAACCUGAAGAGGAGGAACAGAUGAUGCGCAGGCGGCGUAUACAGAUUCAAAAUUCCGACGAGCUUUGGAAAUUCUACGAGGAAAGGUUCAAGAACUCCCAGCAGUCUGCAUGCAAGCUUAUUGCCAAGGCCUGGAUCAAGGCGGUAGAGCCCAAGAAGCAGUCAACCCACCCUUACACAGGAUCCGACGAGAAGGCACCUAGUUGGUGGCCCAAGCCAUGGGGUAGCGAGAAGGAACACAAGGUCCGGCACAAAGAACCCGACCAUUUGUACAAGCGAGAGCCACCCGAGAAACAGCAUCCUGGACUCCAAAAGCUGCAGCUGGACGUCAAGAAACUAGAGGAAUGCACAAACGAGGCAUUGUCCGGGUUUUAUGCCGAAAAUGCCACCAAUGCCAGCAAAAAAUCGUAUAUCAAUGAGAUCUUCAAGGUCGCCAAGCAGCAGGAAAGGUACAAGGCCGGCGCGAUUGAUGGCCACACCGAAGUCUACGUGUUGUGCACAAGCGAUCGUUACGGAGACCAGGCUUCGGAGAAUGACAACAGUUCCAUUCCCUUUGCGAGAGAAGAUGACGACGGCAAACCACUGGACUCGACGCGGGUCACUGCAGCCCAACCCUACCUGCAGACGUCGACUGCUGGACCAAGCCCCUCUACGGCUGUAAUGCCUCCGGGCGGGCAGAUGCUUCAUGAGCUACCGAUGCGGAACUCGCACCAGGUUCCGCCGCAUAAUAGCAUGCAUGCUGAUGCUGGCCCGGGUGUGGGUCACUCUCUGAUGGAUGGCAGCGUGGCAGUGAACGGGCCGACAAACUUGGGGCCGCCAGCGUCGGCCAUCAAUGUCAACAUGAUACCGAGCGGCCACGAUGCCUCUCGGAGAUCUUCAGUCUACGGAGACUAUGGGAAUGGCUUGUAUCAGCAACACUGGCAGUCCUUCACCACGAGCGCCGAGGGACAGCCCAUGUACUAUGCCCACCAUGCUAACCCAGGCGCCGCUCAGGGCUUUUCUCAGCAGCUACCCGUGGCUCAGCCGCACCCUUACGUCGCAAACUCAUUCGACUCAAUGUCCCGCGCCGGAUAUGACGGAGCAACCCCGCACGCAGGCUACAAGUACGAGCCCAACGAUGGUCGGGGCAUGCAGGCACUUCCAGGGGUCUCGGAGGUGAUAGACUCGGUGCCACGUGAGCACCUGUGA
Messenger RNA from Emericellopsis cladophorae, 1644 nucleotides. RefSeq lists its product as uncharacterized. The transcript has 5 exons. The record is from RefSeq and is a predicted model, not a curated record. Bases 1 to 1644 code for a protein of 547 amino acids. Lineage: Eukaryota; Fungi; Ascomycota; Sordariomycetes; Hypocreales; Bionectriaceae.